AUGAAGUCGACAAUCGCCCUGUUGGCGUUGGCCCAAGGCAUCGCAGGCCAUGUCGUGCGACAAGCCGAAGACUGCAAGACCACGGGGAAGGCCGUAUAUCUCAUAACCAACGACGAAGCCAACGCAAUCGUCGCCAUGCCCAUCAAAUCCGACGGCACUCUCGGCGCAGGCACCGUGACCCCAGCAGGCGGAAAAGGAUCGAGCUCGAUAGACGGCAUGACGAACCAACCGGCAGGACCUGAUGCGCUCCUGAGCCAAUCGGCACUCACCGUAGCGGGAGGUUACGUCUUCGCCGUAAACCCCGGCAGCAACUCCCUCAGCAUGCUCUCGAUCUCGAAUCGCGACCCGACCAAACUGACAUUAGUCGGCAAGCCGGCGCCGAUCCCAGGCGAGUUCCCCAACACCGUCGCCGCAUCAGCAAAGAACAAGCUCGUGUGCGUCGGCGCGUCCGGUUCGACCGCCGGAAUCACCUGCGCGCCCUUCACGCGCAAGGGUGUAGGAGCUAUGGACACACUCCGAUCGAUCGAUCUCGGACAAUCGACGCCACCCGUCGGCCCAACCAACACCGUCUCUCAGGCCUUCUUCUCCGAAGACGAGUCCACGCUCUUCACCACCGUAAAGGGCGACCCAGCCGUGAACAAAACCGGUUUCCUCUCUUCUCUCGCGAUACAGCAAGGCCCAUCGUGCGGCGGCUCCUCAGUCGCCUCAGUAUCGCCUAAAGACGCGCGCUUCUCGCCAAACGGCACCGCCGUGCUCUUCGGCUCGCAAAUAAUCCCAGGCACAAACAAUAUCUUCGCCACAGACGCAUCCUUUGGCGCCGCCAUCCUCUCCGUAGACGCAAAGACGGGCCAAGCCUCGGUCGCCGCGAAACAGGUCGUCGCGGACCAAAAAGCGACGUGCUGGUCCGCGUUUUCGAAAAGCACGGGGAGUGUGUACGUGACCGAUGUAGCGAUCCCGCGAGUUCUGGAGAUGAGCGCUAAGGACGCGAGUAUCAUCUCCACGAUCGACUUGUCUGCUGCCGGCGACCCAGGGUUCAUCGACUUGAAGGCGUCGGGCGAUUUCUUGUACGUGCUGUCUCCCGGCAACGGCACGAGCACUGCGACGAUCAAUGUUUUGGAUCUCUCUGGUGGUCAGGGCAAGGCGAAGAGUAUCCAGAGGUUCGAGCUUGGUAUGCAGGCUGGAAAGAGCGCGCAGGGGAUUGCGAUUCUUGAUUAA
Molecule: messenger RNA, 1215 nt
Organism: Annulohypoxylon maeteangense
Lineage: Eukaryota; Fungi; Ascomycota; Sordariomycetes; Xylariales; Hypoxylaceae
Exons: 2
Coding region: 1-1215 (404 amino acids)
Molecular function (GO): protein binding
Source: RefSeq, a predicted model, not a curated record